AUGGUGGCGGUGGAGGUGAACAGCAAAUCGUCGGGGAGGCUAGCGUCGGCGUACAACGAGGUGCAGACGAGCCACCUCCACCACGCACUCCCACUCCCCUCCGUCCUCUACUCCUUGUUCUCCCUCAUCGAUAGACCACCCAACUCUGCCACCGGAAACUCCGAUGAAAUAGCGAAGCUGUUCCCGAACCUGUUCGGGCAGUUGUUGACGGUGCUGAUGUUGGACAAGGAGACGACAGAGGGGAAGCCAUUGAAGGUCGGGGUGGUGCUUUCUGGCAGACAGGCGCCCAGUGGGGACAAUGUAUAUGCGGGAGAUUUCCAUCGUUUCCUAGCAAAGGGUGGAUUUGAUAUGAUAUGCAGUGGAAGGGAUAAGAUUGAAACACCGGAGCAGUUUAAGCAAGCUUAA
Phragmites australis (common reed) is the source of this 405-nucleotide messenger RNA. RefSeq names its product pyrophosphate--fructose 6-phosphate 1-phosphotransferase subunit beta-like. Gene Ontology annotation, biological process: photosynthesis; response to glucose; glycolytic process. The record is from RefSeq and is a predicted model, not a curated record. The transcript is spliced from 5 exons. Gene Ontology annotation, cellular component: cytosol. NCBI's taxonomy places the organism in Eukaryota, Viridiplantae, Streptophyta, Magnoliopsida, Poales, Poaceae. Gene Ontology annotation, molecular function: 6-phosphofructokinase activity; diphosphate-fructose-6-phosphate 1-phosphotransferase activity. Bases 1 to 405 code for a protein of 134 amino acids.